Phaeodactylum tricornutum CCAP 1055/1 is the source of this 963-nucleotide messenger RNA. RefSeq lists its product with no specific name. Gene Ontology annotation, molecular function: oxidoreductase activity. Lineage: Eukaryota; Bacillariophyta; Bacillariophyceae; Surirellales; Neidiaceae. The transcript has a single exon. The record is from RefSeq and is a predicted model, not a curated record. Bases 1 to 963 code for a protein of 320 amino acids.
AUGAAGUUUCUCGGUGGCGGUCCUGUAGAAGCCAAACAAGAUUUCCUGGAAGCGGAACCCUACUGGGACCAAUCCUCUGUCCCGGUGAAUGUUUACAAGAACAAGGCUCCGUUUACCGGAAAGGUGGUGUCGACGAAGCGCAUUGUGGGUCCUCUCGCGACCGGCGAAACGUGCCACGUUGUAAUUGAUCACGAAGGAAACUUUCCGUACUGGGAAGGCCAGUCCUGGGGUGUCAUUCCGCCCGGUGUGCGCGAAAAGGAUGGUAAACCCCACUCGGUUCGUCUCUACUCUAUUGCCUCCACGCGAUACGGUGACGACAUGACGGGCAAGACCGGAUCGCUUUGCGUUCGACGUGCAACAUACUGGUGCCCGGAAUUGAAAGCUGAAGACCCGACCAAGAAGGGCGUCUGCUCCAACUUUCUGUGUGACACCCGACCUGGCGAAGAAGUCCAAAUGACGGGCCCUGCCGGGAAGGUGAUGCUCAUGCCAGAAGAGAAUCCUGACACGGACUAUAUUAUGGUUGCCACUGGAACGGGCAUUGCCCCGUACCGUGGUUUUGUCCGCCGUCUCUUCACCGAAAAGACUCCUGCCGCAGAAGCGUAUAAGGGACAGGCCUGGCUAUUUCUGGGUGUAGCCAACAGCGACGCCUUGUUGUACGACGACGAAUGGCAAGAGGUCAAAACGAACAACCCCAAUCAAUUCCGCCUGGACUAUGCACUUUCUCGAGAACAGGAAAACAAAAAGGGCGGAAAAAUGUACAUCCAAGACAAGGUGGAAGAGUACGCGGAUGAGAUCUUUCAGAAAUUGGAUGCUGGUGCGCACAUUUAUUUUUGCGGCCUCAAAGGAAUGAUGCCCGGUAUCCAGGAAAUGUUGCAAACUGUCUGCACCCAAAAGGGUGUCGAAUACGAUGAAUGGCUUAAGGGACUCAAAGCUAAGAAGCAGUGGCAUGUGGAGGUAUAUUAG